CGCCCGGGCACGCCGCCUCCUGCCCGCCCGGCGCGGGGGGGCGGGAUUCCCGCGCGUUUUCCACACGUCAGGACUCGGGGAAACCCCCGGCGAGCCGCGCUGUAAGCACCGCGCUCCGCCCCUGUGCCCGCAGUCCGCUGCCGCCGUCGAGCCGUGAGGACCUGGGACGUAACUGCUCCGCACCGAGCCCAGUCGAGCCGAACUUGGGCGGUCAGUGUCCUGCCGAGCCGAGCCCGGACAGUCUGUGCCGAACCGAGCCUGAAGAGUCCGUGCCCCGCCGAGCCGAGCCCGGACGGUCCGAGCCCCGCCGCCGCGAUGCUGCCUGGCAAGACCCUGCGCAAAGCCACGCCACCAGCCUCUCCUGCAGGGCGGGAGGCGGCGGUGGCCGAGUGCGCCCGGGAGCUGAUCCGCAUCGGCGACAGGUGGGACCUGCGGCAGAGGAUCCUGAACCUGCUCAGCAAGCUGUUCUGCCCGGAGAUUUGGGCUGCCCGCGAACAUGGCGCGCAGAACGGCAGGGGAUGAUGACCUUGGCUUUAUGGUUUGGAACAAGAGACUUCACAGACACCGGGAGAUGAAGAAACCUUGGAAAUUUAGUUGCAUUGUGUUUAGCUGCCUGUAGCCGUCUAAGGAUGGCUAUCACAUGAUUUCUCUGAAGAAUGUUACAGCAAUAUUUGCGUGUGAAUGCCAGGUGGGAAAAAAAAUAGCAAUGGGCAGAGCCCCUCACCUUGCAGUGGUGAACUGGGGGGAGAUGGUGACGUGGGGAGACUUGGGGCAACUUGCCUUUCACCGUGGUCUGAGGAGCCUUCCAGGAACCUGCUUUCCCCAGUCACCCUCUGGUCCUCAUGUCCCACAGCCAUGUUUCACCAAGGAGCUCGGACCACCUCAGGAUGAAACCAAAAAAAGUGGCAGUGUCUUGGAACUUGGGAUCAUGAAUUCCACAGCAAAAGCCAGUUGCUGGGUUUUUGACUGCUGUCCUUUUCUAAAGCCUGGAUCCUGCUGGACAGGGAUCUGGUGAUGGGAUUAUAUAAUUCAUUCAAGAAAACCACUAUCUUUGUUGAAUGGUUUUUUGUCACAGGAUUUUGCUUUGCAGACUAAGAGUUAAAGCUCUAUGAAUUAACACAAUGUUGCAUAGUUCUAGCCUAUAUUAUAAAUAUAUAGUAUGUAUACAUAAAAUACAAAUAUCUGCACCACAAGUGUAUGAAACAGGUAUUUCACAGAGCUAUUAACUGAAUGGUGUUUGGGCUCAAACAUAGUUUGAAAAAAUGUUCAAUACAUGGUUUAAAAAUCGGUAUAAAAAUACAUUACAUAAACUAAAAAGAAGUUUGACAAUAAAGGAAAUAAAUCACAUUAGCAUCAUAUAAGAUAUAUCUGAAUAUAUAUUACAAAAAUACAGGUAUUGAGGUAAUUGUGGUGGAAGAAUUCUUUCAAUAUUACAAAGAAUUUCUUGACAACAGUACAAUUCUGCUGUGUCUUUAUAAGUAAUGAAACAACUUCAAUAGAAGUAGAUCUUAAAGUCUAAUCUCAAGUUUUCUUGAGAAUGUUAUUUAUUCAAAGAAAGUAACUACCUCUCUUUGAAGAAAUAAUAUCAAUAUAAUUGAAUGUUACAGACAGCACAGUACCCUUAGAUUUUUGAAUGUUUAAUUAUAUAUACUUAUAAGCGAAAGUUCUUCCUGUGUACAUUAUUUCCAUUUCAUUUCAUGGCAACCUCAUUUCAGUUCCAGAAUGGAACAUCCAGUGGAUAGUGAUGCACUGUGCCUAUCUCACUGAGGUGUUAUUACCCUUGGCUGGCUUCAGAGGAGCUGAAUUAAACCUGCUGAUCGCUGUCAAGGCAAACAAUAACUGUGCCAGUCCAUUCUUGUCAAACUCAAUCCUAACCAGUACUUUUUUCAUGGGUUUUCAUGGCUGAAGUGAUCCUGUUUCAUAGCCACCUCUAAGGUCAAUGGUCAGAGUUCCUUCCCUUAACUAACCUUGUAUGUGAGUACAUUUGCAUUUUAUUAGGCUGUAUAAUUGCACUUUCUGAUAUUUGUGUCUAUUCAAAGUAUUUUCCUGCCUUGUAGUGAAUUUUUGUUUGUAUUUAUAAUUUAUUCUUCGGUUAGCUCUUCUGAAUCUGCCUUUCCAAAACUGUCAUUACAUAUCUCUGGUCACUCUCACAAAAAACCCUGUGUGCUAUGUAUUGACACUGAUUUCUGUCACUGAGCAGAAGCUGACUGACUUUGACUACUUUCCACAUGGAAAAUUUAACCCCGUCCCAGUGGUGUUACCGGGAGCCUUGCUGUUGGCUUGAGCCACAUGCAUGGUUCCCUCCUCCUCUAAGCUAGCUAACACCUUUUGAGUGAGAACAGAAUGUUUCAGGAAUAGUUGUUAUUUAUCUUAGUACUGCAAAGUAGUGUGUUUUGCGUACACGUACCCAGGUCAGUUUUUCAGGUACUAAAAAGAAAAUGCAAAGAGUUUCAGUUCAGCUGAACACCAGCUCCCAGGCUAGCACUGCAUGCAGCUUGGCAAACUGUUCAUCGAAGGCAGCUCCAACUCCAAGAAAUAUGGUUGCUGUUGUAUGUCUUACACUUGGUGGAGUCUUGGACUCUUCAUCAAGGACACUAAACUAUGACCAUGCCUGCCUGGAACUCUCAGGAAAAUUCAGCAUUAGCAUUUGUAUUACUAGCUAAAAUGUACUUGAAUAAAAGUGUUCUCAAUGUAUGCUGCUUUGAAAUUCAAUAGGAAAUGAGGUGUGGGUUUUAUACAGCCAACCCAUUCCUUCAGGCUCUAGCCUGAAAACUGUGAAAUACUAUGGAAAAAAAAUAUACUCAUAAAUGCAUUGUCAUGGGGAUAUCCAAUUUAAGUAUUGGCACAUUAUUUUUCUGUCUAGAUAUGCAAAGACUAUUUGCUUUUUUUUGAAACUUUUUAAAUUUUUCUGAGCAUGUUUAAGACUGCUAUCAUUCACCAGGAACUCAAGAAGGAGACCUAGAUCCAAGAGACUAGUGCCAGUAUGUGACCAAGCACUUGUUGAUGUCUGUCCUAGGUUCUUUUUGUUACUUCUGCAAAGGAUCUGCUUUAUGACUUUUAUCAAUAUGAGUUUGUUUUUCUUAAAGCCUAUUCUGGAUGCGGGCCAGAUGUGUUGCUGUAUGCCUCAUGCACGUAUGUCUUGAAUCCAUGCUAAGAUAAUAAAUACGAAGUGUU
Molecule: messenger RNA, 3174 nt
Organism: Pseudopipra pipra
Lineage: Eukaryota; Metazoa; Chordata; Aves; Passeriformes; Pipridae
Gene: PMAIP1
Product: phorbol-12-myristate-13-acetate-induced protein 1
Exons: 2
Coding region: 316-522 (68 amino acids)
Biological process (GO): release of cytochrome c from mitochondria; DNA damage response; apoptotic process
Source: RefSeq, a predicted model, not a curated record